CUGAGUAUUACAGGAAAUCCCACUCAAACAAGGAAACAACGCGGUUCAUCAUCAUCACGCAGUCGUUUUGGAAUCUCCCCUCUAUUUUCAGGAACAAAUGCGUCUAGUCCAAUAUCUCUCACCACAUUUCCUUCGAUCUGUGUAACCAAUUUAUCAUCAGGAUGUCAGUGACGGUGACCCAGGCGGAGGGAGUGACCGUUUUAACGCUGACCAGCAAUGAAGGUAGCAACUGUCCCUUGCUGUGCCAGAUACUGGGCAAUAGUCCAGUAUGCACAGUGUCUCAGAAGCUGAAGAUGAAUUUAGGAGGAACUCUGACCGCACUGGGGGCUGCCCAGAUCAUGAUUGGAUUAUUUACCAUUGGGAUUGGAUCCAUUUUAUGGACACCAUUCUGGUUUCACACUUUUGCAUCUCACACCGGUGCUCCCUUCUGGCUUGGAUCUAUGUUCAUGGUCUUUGGUGUGAUGUGCAUCCUUGGAGAGAAGUUCCCAAGCCCAUGUCUGGUUGUCAUUACUGGACUGAUGAAUAUGAUGGGCAUUGCCUUUGCGAUAACUGCCAUCGUGAUUUAUGCAGUUGAUAUUUCAUCUAGUUUUUGGGACGACGGUUACGAUUGUGGCGAGGAUAGGUACAAUGGGUACAACAGGAACUAUUAUGAUUCUACAGUGUCACCAACCCCACCUUUCGAAAGAGAAGAAAAUCUUUCAAUUUGCAAACGAAAUGCUGCUGCUUACCGGAUGUUGAGGAGGGGAAUAGACAUCAUCAUCAUUAUUUCUGCCAUUGUACAACUUGGUGUUGCCAUCACUUCCUCCGUCCUGGCCUUUCGGUCUGCAUACAAAAAGGGAAUUGCUCAACAGGAUCCUCAGCUUCGCGAGCCUCUGGUCUAUGAAACGUUGUCCAACCCAGCAGUCUAAUAUUUCCACCUGGAAGCACCUCAAAAACAUGUUCCCCACUUCUCCUGUAAAUACAUUAUUUUCCCACUUUAGUAGUGAUCCGAAUUAGUGCACAUACUAUCUGUACUUUUAAAGGUAGACGAUGUCAUUUUAGUUGUUUACUUUCCAAAUGAAUGAUGUCCAUUCACGUUUUUGAUCUUUUCAUGAAUAUUUUCUGAGUAAUAAACUUUACUUGUCUGAACAAACUUUACUUACUUACUUAGGCCUUUAAAUUCCCAUAGGAACAUAGGCCAUUGACGAAAGUCUUCCAUCCUCUCCUGUCUUGUCUGAACAAAGCACAGUGAGUUUUGCAGCCAAACUGAUGGUGGUGGUAAAUAGGCCUAUACAUGCAUAAGGUAACAUUUGUGAAUGGGCUGCAAAAAUUCUGGAAAUAAACUACUUAAAAAUGACAUGCUCUAAAUGCUUUAAAUGUAAUGUGUAUUCAAGACCACAAGCAAAACAAUACAAUACAAUUGCGUAACAUUUUCUUAUUGUGCGUUGUCAUGCAUCAUACCAUACUUCUAUUUAUCUAUUCUAGUCUGGCAUUGCAAGGUCUACAGUAUAUUACACUUACUAUAGGCCUACUAUAGGACCUGAGAUCGCACAUGACGCUUACACAUGGUAUUCUCCACAACAACCAACUUUGAUGUCUGUAUACCAAUAAUCUUUCUGUAGAAUUGAAAUAAAAUUGGUAACCCAAGGCUACCUUUUAAAUGAC
Messenger RNA from Engraulis encrasicolus (European anchovy), 1644 nucleotides. RefSeq lists its product as uncharacterized. Lineage: Eukaryota; Metazoa; Chordata; Actinopteri; Clupeiformes; Engraulidae. The coding region runs from base 162 to 908 and encodes 248 amino acids. Gene Ontology annotation, cellular component: membrane. The transcript has 7 exons. The record is from RefSeq and is a predicted model, not a curated record.